AGCGAUCGUUCCGACAUGAUUGUGCGAGUAUUUAACAUGAAAGUUAAUGAAUUCAUCACUGAUAUUAGGGAGGGAAAAACUUUUGGCCCAGUCCUUGCAGGUAGGGGUCAUGACUAUGGUGUUUUGCAGCUAGAUAGGUGUAUUGUGGACUGUUUCUAACACUUAAAAUCAUUAUGUAGUGUUAUACACAGUGGAGUUCCAAAAACGUGGCCUACCGCACAUUCACUGCCUUGUGUGGCUUGCAGCAAGCACCACUGAUUUCAAUGCUGCUACUGUCGAUGGUUUCAGUUCUGCUGAGAUUCCCGACGUAUUUACUGACCCUUUAGGUUAUGCUUUGGUUGAUGAGUUUAUGAUACAUGGUCCUUGCGGUGAGAAAAAUAAAUCAUGUGUGUGUAUGAAAAACAAUCAGUGCUCUAAACAUUUCCCUAAGUCUUUCCAGGACGAGACAAUUAUGGAUGAGUUUGGCUUCACUGUAUAUAUGCGCCGAAACAAUGGACGAUAUGUUGUUAAAAAUGGAAUUAAACUUGACAAUAGAUGGGUUGUCCCAUACAACAUGAAACUUCUGAAAAAAUACCAAGCCCACAUUAAUGUUGAAUGGUGCAAUAAAUCGAACAUGAUAAAAUAUCUUUUCAAAUAUGUAACGAAGGGAUCUGAUAGAACUAAAGUAUAUUUUGAAACUACUGGUAACACAGCAAACAAGCCAACCGACAGUAAUGCAGCACCACGAAAUGAGAUAGACGAAUACAUCAAUGCUAGAUUUCUAUCCACUUGUGAAUCAAUCUGGCGUACCCUAGAGUUUGAUAUCCAUUAUAGGGUUCCUGCUGUUGAGCGUUUGGCUGUGCACCUUCCAAACAUGAAUUUUGUGCGAUAUCAGAAAGGAACUGACCUCAAAAAAUUACUUGAAAGCCCUGCUGCGAAAAAAACCAUGUUGACAGAAUGGUUUGAAGCUAAUAAAAAACAUUCUAAGGCACGACACCUCACAUACUGUGAUUUCCCGAAAGAAUGGACCUGGGACAACAGCGCACGCUGUUGGCGUCCACGAACACCGGUUGAAAAAAUCGGUAGAAUGUACUAUAUCAACCCAGUUGCUGGAGAACUAUACUACCUACGGAUGUUGCUGAUGAUAGUAAAGGGUGCGACGUGCUUUGCCGAUAUAAGGACCUACGAGGGUGUUGUUUACCCAACUUUUAGACAAGCAUGCGAGGCAAGAGGGCUUCAUGAGAAUGAUAACGAGUGGCACUUGCUCUUUGAUGAGGCUAUUGUGUCUGCGUCCUCCUACCAACUAAGGCAGCUGUUUGUAACCGUGGUAAUGUUUUGUUCUAUUGGAAAUGUGCGAUCUCUUUUCGAUAAAUAUUGGACAUACUUUACAGAUGAUAUACAACACCGCGUUAGAAAAAUGUUGUCAAACCCUUCUUAUGUUAUCCCCCAUGACAGGCUUCUAUCUCUUUUGAUUAAAGAAUUAAAAUCUGUUUUUGCAAAUAGCGGCGGUAAUAUAGACGAUUACGACCUGCCACAGUCAACAGCACGCACAGAUGACGAUUCUGGGAAUAGGAUGGUCAAUGAAGAGUUAGCUCUUGAUAGUGUUGCUCUUGCUGCCCAUGCUGAUUCCAUCAUACCGAAACUAAACUCGGACCAAAAAAGGGUAUUUGACACAAUAAUGUGCCGUGUUAAUGAAUCGAAACCUGGUUUUUUCUUCGUUUAUGGUCAUGGUGGAACUGGUAAAACAUUUUUAUGGAAUGCACUGAUUUCUAAAGUAAGGUCCGAGAAAAAAAUUGUCCUCGCAGUUGCUUCAUCUGGGGUUGCUUCUCUCCUCUUGCCAAGAGGACGCACUGCCCAUUCUAGGUUUAAAAUCCCGAUUGAUAUAAACGAAAAUAGUUUAUGCACUAUCAAAAGAGGGACCAUGCUUGCUGAACUUAUUCAAAAAACAUCACUAAUCAUAUGGGAUGAAGCUCCAAUGACUCAUAGGCGGUGCUUUGAGGCUCUAGAUCGAACUUUACGAGACUUGCUUUCCGAACAUGCUCCUUCCAACGGUUUGGUGCCCUUUGGUGGAAAGGUUGUUGUCCUAGGUGGCGAUUUUAGGCAGAUAUUACCAGUUGUAAGGAAAGGCUCCCGUGCUUCUAUAAUCGAUGCAUCUAUAACGAAUUCUCCGCUUUGGAGUCAUGCUGUUCUUCUAAAACUUACUGUCAACAUGAGGCUCCUACAGUGUAAUCUUGGUGAACAGCAGCAGCAGGAGCUAGAAAAGUUUGCUCAGUGGGUCUUGGCGCUUGGUGAUGGCAAGUUGCCUGUGUCAAAAAGGAACGAUGAAUCUGAAGCAACCUGGAUUGACAUCCCUGAUGAUUUGUUGAUAAAAACAACUGGUGAUAAAAUACAUUCUAUAGUAAACGAAGUAUUCCCAGGUUUUGCAUCUAAGUAUACAGACCGUUCUUACCUAGCAUCGCGUGCUAUUGUAUGCCCGAAUAACUCAACUGUUGACGACAUAAAUGACCGAAUGGUUGAUAUGGUACCUGGUGAGGUGAAGGAAUACCUUAGUUGCGACACUAUUUCGAAAUCGUCUGAGCACAUACCAGAUUUUGAUCUUCUGUACCCAACCGAAUUCUUAAAUUCAAUUAGCGCCAACAAUUUCCUAGCACAUAAACUUGCGCUAAAAAAGGGUGUCACAGUGAUGUUGCUACGAAACCUAAAUCAAUCAAUGGGUUUAUGCAAUGGAACCAGGUUGUUAGCCCUUUCUCUUGGGCAACGACUCUUAGAAUGUCAGAUCUUGACUGGAACAAACAUUGGAGAUAGGGUGUUCAUACCAAGAAUAGCGCUUACAACUACGAGCCCUAAAUGGCCUUUCACUCUUCAGAGGAGGCAAUUCCCUGUGCGUGUAUGCUAUGCAAUGACAAUCAACAAAAGCCAGGGCCAAACCCUUAAAAGGGUUGGCGUAUACCUUAAAAAAGCUGUCUUCACGCAUGGACAGUUGUAUGUUGCGGUGUCUAGAUCGACUUCAAGAGACGGCCUUAGGAUUCUUAUUGAGGGUGAUGAUGAGGCAUGUAGUUCCAAGACUAGAAAUGUGGUGUACCAUGAGGUGCUGCAAACAGUGGAUCUGAUGGUACAUCAUGUAUUGCCCGAUCUUAUAGCUGUUACCCAUGAAUAUCUUAAGUUCCAACAAUCUAACACGCUGCUACGAUUCUGUUCCGUAGGAUGCUGAUACCUAGCUGAAACUCGAGACUCCGAUGCUUGCUGUUGUUUGAUGUUCUGCCUGAUUGUUUUCUUCAUUUCUUCGUAUCUUAUUCACUGUGCCGCUAUUGUUUUCAUUUUGGGUCACGUUUUUU
Messenger RNA from Oryza sativa Japonica Group (Japanese rice), 3314 nucleotides. The record is from RefSeq and is a predicted model, not a curated record. NCBI's taxonomy places the organism in Eukaryota, Viridiplantae, Streptophyta, Magnoliopsida, Poales, Poaceae.